AUGGAGGGUCACACUCCUAGCCCCGCAGCGUCGGACUCGACUGAUCCCUUCGAUGUCAGCGAGUCUUUGGUCCCAAUAAGAAAGCCACAGGAAGCUGGGAAUAGCAGCGUGUCAUUUGAUGGUCUUCUGAACGAUUCUCUUCUCCUCAAGGAGGAUCUUUCCGAGGGAUGUGGAGGCAAACUCUGGCCGGCCGGGAUGGUUCUGGCCAAGUAUCUUCUGCGCCAACACCGGUCAAAUCUCGCUAAUAGAACUAUUAUUGAGCUGGGAGCUGGUGGCGGCCUUGUCGGUUUGGCAGUAGCUCGCGGCUGCGUUGUUGGACCAUCCCCGAUUUACCUCACCGACCAAGAACCGAUGCUUCCAUUAAUGGAAACGAACAUCAAACUCAAUAACCUCUCGCCGCUCGUUACACCUAUGGUUUUGAACUGGGGAGAGCCGCUUCCUGAUGAUAUCCCUCCUCAUCCAGCUGUUAUAUUAGCUGCUGACUGCGUUUACUUUGAACCGGCCUUCCCACUUCUUAUAACGACGCUCCAAGAGCUAAUUGGUCCCGGCUCAAUAUGCUACUUUUGCUUUAAGAGACGUAGGCGAGCGGAUCUUCGCUUUAUGAAACUGGCAAAGAAAAUAUUCGAUAUCAGUGAAAUCCAGGAUGACCCCGACGCCGAGAGUUACAAGCGCGAAAACAUCUUUCUUUAUAAAAUUCGCGCUAGAAAUAGCAAAGCGGGUGGCAGAUAA
Messenger RNA from Aspergillus chevalieri, 729 nucleotides. RefSeq lists its product as uncharacterized. Lineage: Eukaryota; Fungi; Ascomycota; Eurotiomycetes; Eurotiales; Aspergillaceae. The transcript is spliced from 2 exons. The coding region runs from base 1 to 729 and encodes 242 amino acids. The record is from RefSeq and is a predicted model, not a curated record.